Molecule: messenger RNA, 727 nt
Organism: Trematomus bernacchii (emerald rockcod)
Lineage: Eukaryota; Metazoa; Chordata; Actinopteri; Perciformes; Nototheniidae
Product: complement factor H-related protein 2-like
Exons: 3
Coding region: 16-570 (184 amino acids)
Source: RefSeq, a predicted model, not a curated record
UUUGUCAUUACCCAAAUGCUUCUAGCUUCUUUGGGUUGUGGGACACUACCACCCCUUGCAGAUGGAGACAUUGAGGUUCUAUACCAGUACAGGAACGGAGACAGGGUUAAAUACAUCUGUCAGAAUCACUACAUCAUGGAGGGAGAGCCCUACAAAACCUGCAUCAAUGGUGAAUGGAUUGGACAGAUGAGAUGCCUCACUUCUUCGGAUUGUGGAAAACCAACACCCCUUGAAAAUGGAGACAUUGAGGGAACUGUUGGACACGAGUACAGGAACGGAGCCAAGGUUAAAUACAUCUGUCAGAAUUACUACAAAAUGCAGGGUGGUCCUCACAAAACCUGCACCAAUGGUGAAUGGAUUGGACAGAUGAGAUGCCUCAAACCCUGCACUGUGAAUCGCCAAGACAUGACUACACAUAAUAUUGGCUUCAGACAUGUUGCAAACAAUAAAAUGUAUUCAGAACAUGAUGAUAUAAUUGAGUUCAUGUGUACCAGGGGAAGACAUGACGGCGCAUUGAACAUGCGUCAGAAAUGUAAUGAUGGUGUAAUGCUCCUUCCUACUUGCCACUAAAGCUUUUUAGUCAACUGGAUGUGAUGACCAUGAACUAGCUGGACAAACAUGUACAUGAUUAACCAAAGUAAAGAGUUCGACCAGUUCUUUCCUAAUCAAGUGUGUGUAACCCAGUGCUCUGUGUGGUCAUUCUAAUAAAACAAAUAUGUUGACUUGG